AUGGCGUGGAUAUCCGCACCACUUCUCAUCAGUGCCAACGUCUUCCUUCACGCCUGUAUCCGCCAAUUUUCUGUUGAAUCCCUAGUCUAUUCUGGCAUUGUUUUUGCCUUCUUCCUGAUCACUGGUACCGGCAUCACCAUUUCUUUAUACCUGGCACAUACCGUAGCCCUCCGGCAUGUCCGACCCGGAUACUUCUUGCCAUAUGCAGUCUUUAAGGCUUUCAGAAUAGUCACAUUGGCGAUUGUAUCCUUCGCCAUUCUAUUCUCGCCUACACUCAUCAAAACGUAUUUCUAUGCUAGUAUUUAUGGACUGUUUGAAACUGUAGCAGGGGCAAUCGCCCUGGAGGUCACCAUCCGCUGCAUCCGGGAAACCAAACGGAUCCGAAGUGGACGCCGUCGUCAGACCCGUGCCGACGCGAACCUCCCGCCAAAUAUUGUCUCGAAGAGCACACUAAUUCCGGAAAAUUGA
This is a messenger RNA of Caenorhabditis remanei, 468 nucleotides long. RefSeq lists its product as uncharacterized. The record is from RefSeq and is a predicted model, not a curated record. The coding region runs from base 1 to 468 and encodes 155 amino acids. The transcript has 4 exons. Lineage: Eukaryota; Metazoa; Nematoda; Chromadorea; Rhabditida; Rhabditidae.